CGGUAGUCGAUGCAGAGACGAAGAGUUCCAUCCGCUUUGCGAACAAAGAGGACGGGUGCACCCCAAGGGGAGUUGCUGGGUUUAAUGAAACCCAGUCUCAGGAGCUCCUCAAGCUGACGCUUGAGUUCGGUGGCCUCCGGGAUUGAGAGUCUGUAGGGUGCCUGGUGGUGAACACGAUAGUCAGGCACGAGCUGAAUGGAGUGUUCGACGUCGCGCAUCGGUGGGAUGCCGGCGUACGAGAACGACGAUGGGAAAACGUCAUGGUACUCACAGCUGAGGUCACGAACUGCGGGCUCCAAGUCAGCCGUAUAUCGUGCGAGUUCCUCAGCGUCAGCGUCAGCGCGCGACGGCGGGGUGGACUCGACGGACGGCGGAGGGAUGGAAGUAGAGAUGGGAGCCAUGGAGAUAGAGGGAGGAUCUGGCUCCAGAGGGAAGAGCUCGACGUCGGGACAGGGUGGAUCAUAGUGUAAGAGAUCCGUCACGCCCACCAUAAAGAAGGUGACGUCGUCCUGUCGAAUGAAGUGAGCGAACUGUC
Messenger RNA from Chara braunii, 535 nucleotides. NCBI's taxonomy places the organism in Eukaryota, Viridiplantae, Streptophyta, Charophyceae, Charales, Characeae. The record is from the annotation of a GenBank genome assembly.